AUGACGAUGGUGAUGUUUGCAGCUAAAGACCCGUGUCUGGUGGAUAAUGGCGGCUGCAGUCUGUAUGCGGUCUGUAAGAGGACCCGACCCGGCCGAAGAGACUGCGUCUGUAACAGCGGUUACUCUGGUGAUGGAGUCGUGUGUGUCGAAAUAAAUCCCUGUCUGGAAGGAAACGGCGGCUGCCACUCGUACGCAGAAUGUGUUCAUGUCGGACCAAACAAAACUUCCUGCGUCUGCAGUGAAGGUUACUCAGGUGACGGGCAGAACUGCAUGAUGAUCAACUUGUGUCGAAAGAAAAAUGGCGGCUGUCACGAGUACGCCAGGUGCAACAUGACGGGUCCAGGUGUUCGUACCUGCAGCUGUAUCGGUAACUUUGUGGGAGACGGUCUCGUUUGCAGAGGCACGGUGGGGAAGCAAAUCGUGAGGAGGGGGCUGAGAGACUUUUACCUCGGGCUGAUGAUGGUGGAGGUUUCUCUGAACGGUCGCGGCCCGUUCACCGUCUUCGCUCCGAACACAGACGCCUACGCAGCAGACAAAAACGGUGCCGGCAAGAUGAAACCGUUGUUGUCGGCCAAAUAUAUAGAAAAAGCCGGCGCCGUCCUGCGCAGCCACAUCGUCAUGUGUCACACUCUGGGGCCCGCUGACCUGAGCCGACCUCGGAAUCUGACUUCUCUGUCUGGACUCGUCCUGACGACCAGGUCCACCCAGGACAGCAUCUUCAUCAACCAAGCUACAGUGACGUACAGCGACGGCCCCAGCAUUAACGGGAUCUUUCAUGAGAUCAACAGGAUUCUGUUUCCUCCUACUGAAAAGGAGUCGGAUGUUCCUCUGAACCUGACUGAUGUGGCUGAUCGUCAUGGUUACAAGACCUUCUACAAACUGCUCGAG
Molecule: messenger RNA, 888 nt
Organism: Micropterus dolomieu (smallmouth bass)
Lineage: Eukaryota; Metazoa; Chordata; Actinopteri; Centrarchiformes; Centrarchidae
Product: stabilin-2
Exons: 9
Source: RefSeq, a predicted model, not a curated record